Pseudozyma hubeiensis SY62 is the source of this 1644-nucleotide messenger RNA. RefSeq lists its product as hypothetical. Bases 1 to 1644 code for a protein of 547 amino acids. The record is from RefSeq and is a predicted model, not a curated record. Gene Ontology annotation, molecular function: FAD binding. The transcript is spliced from 2 exons. Lineage: Eukaryota; Fungi; Basidiomycota; Ustilaginomycetes; Ustilaginales; Ustilaginaceae.
AUGUCUCGCAGAUCGGACCCCUUGGUCUCCUGCUCCAUCCUUACCGGCGUGGUUCGCGAGCCCAAUCCUGCUCCCACCAUGCGUUGCUGCACCACCUGGAUUUCGAUCAUCAUGCUCACUGUGACCCUCGCUUCCGGCUUCGGCACCGCUACUGCCGCCCCGCUCUCCUCCGGCGCUGCUGCCUGCUCCACGCUCUCCACAAACUCCUCGAUCACCGUCCUCACCCCAACCUCCGAUCCCUCCUCCUACUCUUCCGCCAAAACAUCCGGCUUCAACCCGCUCAACAACAAGCUCUCUCCAUCAUGCAUCGUUCGACCAAGCACCACCGCCGACGUCUCCACCAUCAUGAAGGCGAUCUUCACCAGCAACUCGCCGUACGCGGUUCGAUCUGGUGGACACACCGGUAUGGCCGGCUGGGAUAGCGUAGAGGGAGGAGUACUGAUCGAUUUCUCCAAGAUGACAGGGUUUGCGUUCGAUGCGGGGGCGAGUACGGUGAGUGUGGAACCCGGGUUGAGGUGGGGAGAGGUGUACAAUCUUUCGGCCGUGCAUGGCGUGGCACCGAUGGGCGGGAGGGUGUCGCACGUGGGGACGGGGCUGAUCUUGGGUGGUGGAUUGAGUCUGCUCUCGCCACUCUACGGCUAUGCGUGCGAUGGGUUGGUCGAGGCUGAAAUCGUCUCCCCGGAAGGAAAUGUUCUGACGGUCAACAAGGAUACCAACCCUACCCUCCUCAGAGCCAUCAAGGGCGGAGGGGGAAGGUUCGGCAUCGUCACCAAGUACACACUUCGAGCCUUCCCAACCGGCACCAACGACGAAAAAAACUGGUACGGCGGAAGCAUCACCUCCCUCGACCCUCCCGGGAUGGAUGCCAUGGUCUCGCUCACCGAGAAAUUCGUCGCCACACCGGACGACCCCAAAGCCACCCUCCUUAGCAACGUUGGGUUGCUCAAGAUUCAAGGGGUGCCCACGUGGCUCGGUUCGACCUUCCUGUUCUACAAGGGAACCAAGGAAGAGUUCGACUCUGUUUUCCGCGACUUCCUCGCGAUUCCUGCGGCGAUCGUCGACGUGAAACCGUUGAGCUACCUGGAAGCGGCUGCGACGACGCCGUUGGGAUGGACGUCUACGCAAGCGUACAAGUGGAUGGGUGGUUCGCUGUAUCCCAACGCAUCGCUGACCGCUCGACCUCUUCCCUCCGUCGUCCCGGCGAUCCCGAUCGUCAACGCCGACGCCCCUUCGACCUACCUCGCGCUCUGGAACAACCUCAAACCGUUCCUCGCCAAACACGCCGAUGUAAUCGGUUCCGCCUUCUUCUCCAUCACCCCCGUCCGAACCAACCAGAUCGAACAGGGCUACCUCGCCGGUUCCAACGCCAUCUCCCCCCCGCGUGGAAGGAGCUACAUGCACUGGCUCUUCUCGACGAUCCUCGAGGAAAACACGGAUAGCUUCCCCGAGGAUCUGGAGAAGGACAGGUUGAAGUUGAUCAGCGACAAUCCGAGCGAUAAGGGAUUGCCGCUGUUCUUGAACGAGGUGGAUGUAUCGCAGGAUGCAUUCAAGACGUAUGGGUGGUAUGAGGAGCUGAAGCAGGAGUACAAGAGGUUCGAUCCGAGUGGAUUUAGUGUGAAGCAUCAGCAAGGACCGAAGUUUUGA